AUGUUCCGCCUCCAUCGCCGCGCCGUCGCUUCGGUUUCCUCUUCGAUCGGUCUCUCCCGCCGCGUCCCGGCCACGCUCCCCCAUGACCCGUCCCUGCCGUCGUGUCUACGGCGUCGUGGCUUCCGCUCGAUCCCCGGCGUAGGCGCCGACAAGCGCGCGCUCUUUGAGCAAAAGGGACUCUACCGCUCGCUCGAGGAGAAGGACAGUUGCGGCGUGGGCAUGAUCGCCAGCCUCAAGAAACAGCCGUCGCGCGCCACGGUCGUCCAGGCCAAUGAGAUGCUCGUGCGCAUGUCGCAUCGCGGCGGCUGUGGCUGCGACCCCGCGUCGGGCGAUGGCGCCGGCAUGUUGGUCGCCUUGCCGCAUGAGUUUAUCCAGCGCGUCGCAGCCGACGGCGAGUUUGGCGUACAGACGAGACACUUGGUGCUCGAAAAAGAAUUGUACGCGGUGGGCAACGUCUUUUUCAACAAGAACGCGCCGGACGCGAUUCCGUUAGCGAAAAAGACGUUCGAUGACAUGGCCGAAGCCUUGGGGCUCAAAGUCGCCGGCUGGCGCGUGCUGCCCACGACGUCGACGACGCUGGGCGCCACGUCUCUUGCGUCCGAGCCUCAUGUCGAGCAGGUCAUGAUCUUGAACGAGAACCCGGAGCUGUCGGGCGACGACUUUGAGAAGGAGCUUGUGCGACUGCGCAACGUCGUCACGAGUGUGAACGAGAAGAAAUUCUCGGACUUUUACGUCAAUUCGCUGAGUAAUCGCACGAUCACGUACAAGGGUCAGCUCACGCCUGAACAGCUGUUUGAGUACUAUAACGAUCUCUCAGCUGCGGACUUUACGUCGUACGUGGCGCUCGUGCACUCUCGGUUCUCUACGAACACGUUCCCAUCGUGGGAUCGGGCGCAGCCGAAUCGCAUCAUGUGUCACAAUGGCGAGAUUAACACGCUGCGUGGCAACAAGAACUGGAUGUACGCCCGCGGUGGCACUUUGCACAGCUCGUACUUUGGCAACCGCACAUCAGAUCUGCUGCCAGUGUGCUCGGACUCCAAGUCGGACUCUGGAAACUUUGAUGCUGUUUUGGAGAUCUUGACCAAAGCCAGUUCGUGUAAUCGGUCGCUACCGGAGGGUAUGAUGAUGAUGAUCCCUGAAGCCUGGCAGAACGAUCCGCUGAUCGAUCCGCACAAGAAAAACAUGUACAAGUAUCAGUCGUUGCUGAUGGAGCCAUGGGAUGGUCCAGCCAUGAUGGCGUUUACGGAUGGCAAGUACAUUGGCGCCACGCUGGACCGCAAUGGCCUGCGGCCAAGCCGAUACUAUGUCACGAAAGACGACCACGUGCUUCUUUCUAGUGAAAUUGGUGUGCUGGAGCACUUGUCGGAGAAAGACAUUAAAUACAAACGGCGAUUAGAGCCUGGCAAGAUGUUCCUCGUGGACUUCGAGCGCGGUAUGAUUGUGUCGGACGAUGAAGUCAAGAAGUCAGUUAGCGAGAGCCGUCCUUUUAAGAAAUGGUUGGAGGAAAAUCUCGUGUCGCUGUCGGAGCUCACUGCGACCAAAGGGGAGACAGCACCGCAGAACAAGCGUCAGUCUAACCAUGCUGAGCUUAAUCGGCGUUUGAAUAUGUUUGGCUUCACGACGGAGACGAUGGACUUGCUCAUGAUGCCAAUGGGUAUUACGGGUAAAGAGCCAUUGGGCAGCAUGGGUAAUGAUGCGCCGCUGGCUGUGCUGUCGGAGCAGCCUAAGCUGCCAUUUGAGUACUUCAAGCAGCUAUUUGCUCAAGUUACAAAUCCGCCGAUUGAUCCCAUUCGCGAGGAGUUGGUCAUGAGUUUGAUGUGCCCAGUGGGUCCGGCAGCAAACUUGCUUGAUGCGACAGCAGAGCACGCCAAGCGACUAAUGGUGGAACACCCCGUCAUGUCGAACGCCGAAAUGGCUGCUCUUAAGAGCACUAAUAAUCCGGACUGGACGCCGAAAGUGCUGGAUGCUACAUUCUCUGCUGGCAGCGGUGCGCGUGGUCUAGUGGAGGCUCUGUACCGCCUGUGCGAGCAAGCCACAGACGCGCUUGUUAACGAGAAGGCUCCCAUUAUUGUGUUGUCUGAUAAGCUGGCUGGUGUCAAUCGGUACCCGGUGCCAUCUCUGCUUGCUGUUGGUGCCGUCCACCAGCACCUUCUCGGUACGCAGCAGCGAACAAGUAUGGCCCUGUUCACAGAGUGUGGAGACGCCAAGGAGGUGCACGACUUUUGUACAUUGUUGGGCUUUGGCGCUGACGCUAUCAACCCUCACAUGGCAGAGAUGGCGCUUAAGAAGAUGAACGAGGAAGGUCUAAUAUACGCUCACUCCAAGGAGGAGAUGACAAACUCGGAGGUUUUCAGCAAGUACCGCGCUGCCGUAGGUAAGGGUAUACUAAAGGUCAUGUCCAAGAUGGGCAUUUCUACGCUUCAGUCGUACAAGGGUGCACAAGUCUUUGAGGCUGUGGGUCUAGGUGACGAUAUCAUCAGCAUGUGCUUCGAAGGAACGAAUUCGCGCAUCCAGGGUACGGAUUUUGAGGCUCUAUACACAGAUAUUUCUCGUUUCCAUGAAGCCGGGUAUCCGCUUCACUCGGACAUGCUGCCUCUCAUCCGUAAUCCUGGCAGCUAUCACUUUCGCAACGACUCGGAGGUGCACUACAAUUCACCCAGAAAUAUAGUCGCGCUGCAGCUUGCUGCUCGCGAAAACUCGCGCGAAGCGUACGCACAGUACGUCGAGGAGACAAACGAGCUUUGCAAGCGCGUAAAUCUGCGUGGCCUCUUAGAGUUCAAGUUUGUUGAUGAGGACAAGAUGCCGAAGCUGCAGGAGAUGGAAAGUGUUGCUGACAUUGUCAAGCGCUUCAACACGGGCGCCAUGAGUCUGGGGAGCAUAUCGCAGGAGACGCACGAGGCCCUCGCCAUUGCAAUGAACACGCUUGGUGGACGUAGCAACACUGGCGAAGGCGGCGAAGACGUUAAGCGCUUUACGAAGCUGGGAGAACCGCCUAAUCUUCGCCGAUCAGCUAUCAAGCAAGUAGCUUCAGGUCGUUUUGGCGUGACUAUGAACUACCUGUCAAACGCGGACCAAUUGCAAAUCAAGAUGGCGCAAGGCGCAAAGCCAGGUGAGGGUGGUGAGCUACCUGGACACAAGGUUAGUGAAUACAUUGGCUCGAUGCGACACACUACGCCUGGCGUAGGUCUUAUCUCCCCGCCCCCGCACCACGAUAUAUACUCAAUCGAAGAUCUGGCUCAGUUGAUUCACGACCUCAAGCACUCGAACCCGUCGGCAGAGGUGUCGGUAAAGCUCGUGUCCGAGGUCGGAGUCGGGGUCGUUGCUGCCGGAGUGGCCAAGGCGAAGUCAGAUCACAUCACUGUGUCUGGCCACGAUGGUGGCACUGGUGCGUCGUCAUGGACUGGCGUUAAAAACGGCGGUCUGCCAUGGGAGUUAGGCCUUGCAGAGACGCAGCAGACGCUGGUACUGAACGAUCUUCGGUCGCGCGUGAAACUGCAGACUGAUGGUCAGCUGAAGACUGGGCGUGAUGUGAUGGUUGCUGCUCUGCUUGGUGCUGAAGAGUACGGGUUUGCUACGGGUCCGUUGAUAGCUCUCGGCUGUAUUAUGAUGCGCAAGUGUCACUUGAACACUUGCCCGGUCGGAAUUGCUACGCAAGAUCCAGAGCUGCGGAAGAAGUUCCAGGGCCAGCCAGAGCAUGUUAUGAAUUUUAUGUUUAUGCUCGCCGAAGAAGUGCAGGACUACAUGCGUCGCCUGGGGUUCCGCAAGCUUGACGAUCUAAUUGGUCGUGCGGACCUUCUUAAGGUGAAUGAGGAUGCGCUGCACUACAAAAGCCGCAAGCUCGAUCUUUCUCCGCUUUUAAUAAACGCUAGCACGCUAAAUGAGGGUGCAGGAGUGAAAAAAGAGAUCGAGCAGAGCCACGAUGUUGAGAACUGCAUCGAUAUGCGCCUGAUCGCUAAGGCUAAGGACGCGCUGGAAAGCAGGACCCCGGUAGUGAUCGAAGACGUUGCAACUAACCUGGACCGCACGCUCGGCGCCACGCUGUCGCACGAGAUCUGUAAACGCUAUGGUGAGGAAGGUCUUCCUGACGGUACAAUCCACUUAAAGCUGAAGGGGCACGGUGGUCAGAGUCUGGCGUUCGGCCUUGCCAAGGGCGUUCGUCUUGAUUUGGAGGGUGACUCGAACGACUACGUUGGCAAGGCACUUUCUGGUGGUGAGGUGUCAGUUUACCCAAGUCCGGACUUCUCGGGACGUGUGGAUCCGGAGAAUGUCAUUGUUGGCAAUGCUGUGUUAUAUGGUGCUACGAGUGGCGAGGCUUUUUUCUCAGGCAAGGCUGGCGAGCGUUUCUGCGUGCGCAACUCUGGCGUGAAAGCUGUAGUCGAAGGUGUGGGUGACCACGGCUGUGAGUACAUGACUGGCGGUCGCGUGGUUGUCCUCGGCUCUACGGGUCGCAACUUCGCUGCUGGUAUGUCGGGUGGCAUUGCUUAUAUUUAUGACGAGGACAGUAGCUUCCAGAAGAAGUGCAACCUGGGCAUGGUAGGCGUGGGCGCGCUCAUUGACACUGCGUCAGACUCUGAGAUCCAAGAGCUGAAGGCUCUAAUUGUAAAACAUCUGGACCGGACACAAUCCCUUAAGGCGCAGGAGGUGCUGGACAACUGGGAUACAUCUGCGAACAAGUUCGUGCGUGUGAUGCCGCACGACUAUGAGCGUGUGAUUUUACAGCACGCGGCUGUUGUGGAGGAGGCGAAGACGUCAGCUUUUGCUUCCGCGUAG
Peronospora matthiolae is the source of this 4770-nucleotide messenger RNA. Lineage: Eukaryota; Oomycota; Peronosporomycetes; Peronosporales; Peronosporaceae. The record is from the annotation of a GenBank genome assembly.